This is a messenger RNA of Parnassius apollo (apollo), 819 nucleotides long. The record is from the annotation of a GenBank genome assembly. NCBI's taxonomy places the organism in Eukaryota, Metazoa, Arthropoda, Insecta, Lepidoptera, Papilionidae.
AUGUAUGAAAUAAAGCAUAUUAAGACACUUGAUGGUCUAGUUCUACUUCAUAAUUAUUCUAAAAGACCUAAGUAUGGUGACCCGCUUGUUAAGCCUGUAAUUAAGAGACAAACAUUGGAGGAUAUUACGCUGGACAGACCUAAUUUUAGUUCAGACUAUACACUAUUAACCAAUUUCUAUGUCAGUUACAUACUAAUAAAGAAAAAGUGUAAAAUUACAUUAAAAUUAGGCGGCGCGGCGGAAACGUGCUCCAGAAUUGACUGGCUGACUGCCAUCUGCACACCAAGGAAGCCGGCGCGAAGGUGCGGGCUUGGAGAGCCGCUGUCAGACUUGAUGGCCAGCCGCGCUUGCUCUGUACUUCUUAUGCUGAAUUUCCAGGUAUUUGCUUUCUGUAAUAAUGGAAUCCGAGUAGUGCGGUCGCCUCAAUUCGGGUUUAGUGAAGCAAACGCACAAGCGGGAUCGUUCGGAGGUGGUUAUCCGCAUUAUCAUCAUCACCAUAGGCCUGAAUUCGGUAAUUUUGGAGGCGGUGGAUUUGGAGGCGGCCACCGAGGCUUUGGUGGACGACCUGGUUUCGGUGGUGGUCCGCGAGGUUUCGGUGGAGGCCCGGAAGGUUUCGGCGGUGGCCCCGGUGGAUUUAGUGGUGGUCCCGGUGGAUUCGGAAGGCCUGUCGAGUUUGGCCCCGGAGGAGGAUUUGGUGGGCUCGGAUAUGGGCAAAUACCACAAGGAUCUAUUAGCAUAGCCCAGAGUAUUAGCAUAAAUUCUGGUGGCGGCGGAGGUACUGCUCAAUCUAGUGCGAGUGCUGGUGCGUUUGGAAAGUGA